Molecule: messenger RNA, 1254 nt
Organism: Aspergillus candidus
Lineage: Eukaryota; Fungi; Ascomycota; Eurotiomycetes; Eurotiales; Aspergillaceae
Product: nucleotide-diphospho-sugar transferase
Exons: 4
Coding region: 1-1254 (417 amino acids)
Source: RefSeq, a predicted model, not a curated record
AUGUCUUCCACCACAAAUUGGAAAUCAGAUGAACUCCCCAAAAGAACUCACCAUCCCCUUCUCACUCGCUUCGCCCUGAACAACGCAGGCCGGACUCUCAAAGCUGCCCUGUCCAUGGCGGCUGUCUAUCUCUUCACGCGUCUAGUCUGUCUGCUACUCGCGAAGACGAACGCUGAAUCCCUUCAAGACCCAGGCUGGCUCUAUGCCCGCGCCGUCCAUCGCCCCCCUAUCGCAUCCCCCAAGAAGCUCCGUCUCAACAUCACCAAUGCGAACCAGGCUGACCUCCCCACCAUCGACAUCCUCAUCCCCUGCUGCGGCGAAGCCGACGACAUCAUCAUCGAGACCGUCCGCACUGCCCGCGCCAUCCACUAUCCCUCCUCCCACGCCCGCAUCGUCCUGCUAGACGACACCAACUCACCCGUCCUCCGCACCGCCAUAGCCACACUCAACCUUCCCAACCAUCGCAACAUCCACUACCACACGCGCGGCCCAAAGACAAACACCACCGACUUCGACAAAGCCGGCAACCUCAACCACGCCCUCUCCACCCUCCCCAAGCCCGCCCCUUCAUCGCCCUUCACCUGGUACGUCCAGCUCCUCACCCCCAGUCUCAACGCCUACGGUCUAGCAAUGGCCACGGGGUCAGGCUUCGUCGUCCGCCGUUCCGCCCUAACCACCAUAAACGGCUUCUCGAACCUCACCUCCACAGAAGACAUCAUGCUCUCCUGCGCCCUCCACCACGCAGACUACCACGUGCUUGUCCUCCCGGAAGUCAUCCAGUACGGACUCGCCCCGCCUUCGCUCAAAGGAUACGCCUUCCAGCAAUCCCGCUGGGCGUCUGGUCUGGCUGCCGGCCUACUCGCCUUGCGGGACGGACCCCGUAACAACCUCCCUGAUACUCUCCGUCCCCGCAUCGCCUUUCAAGGCUUUCGCCAUCUGUGGAGUCACUUCUACCGUGUCGUGGCGCUGCUGGGUGUGCCGUUGGCUGUGUGCUCGGGGAAGGCCCUAGUCCCGGGGGUAGCAGUACGCGCGCAAACGGUGUUAGCGUGUUGGGUAUUAGCCCUGAUGUGGUUGCUGGAGGGAAUGAGAGUUGCAGGGGCGGGAUUUCGAGUGGGUGUUUUUGCGCAUUUUGAGGGCGUUUGGUUGGCGGGGGGUAUUUCGCAGGAAACCUCGUCUCCUCCAUACACGUCCUCUUCUCAGAACUCACACGCAGAAACAAACCUGAAAGCAGAAACAAAACCAAAUCAUCCGUAA